Messenger RNA from Cooperia oncophora, 246 nucleotides. Lineage: Eukaryota; Metazoa; Nematoda; Chromadorea; Rhabditida; Trichostrongylidae. The record is from the annotation of a GenBank genome assembly.
AUGACUCGCCAAAUUGUUGAUAUCACAGCGCAGUACUACUUACCGUGUUUGGGAGGCAUGCUGAUAACGAAUGCUUUGAUUGAAUCUCUGACGGACUUCUACGAAAGGAAAUUUGGCACCUAUGCCGGUUGGACUCAAGCUGUUCUAUGCGUUAACGGGGUGAAGAGACUUAUUAAAAUUUCACCAGACAGUACUAGGAUGAAGUCUACUGAACUCAGCAUCUUCAAACAAACCGAAGCAAAAUGA